AGAGAAAGAGAGAAAAAAAAAGGGAAAGCUAAAGAAUUUGGAAGAAACUAGAGAGCAAUGCCUUCAAAUUCUGGAGAUGAUAAUGUUCUUCAAGUUCUCAUCAAGAACUUCGAUGUCCUUGCUCUCCCAUUGGUUACACUCGUCUAUCCUUUAUAUGCAUCAGUGAAAGCAAUAGAGACAAGAUCAUUACCAGAAGAUGAACAAUGGCUCACUUACUGGGUUCUUUACGCACUCAUCUCUCUCUUUGAACUCACUUUCUCCAAACCUCUCGAGUGGUUUCCGAUAUGGCCAUACAUGAAGUUGUUUGGUAUAUGUUGGUUAGUGUUACCACAAUUUAAUGGAGCAGAACAUAUCUACAAACAUUUCAUAAGACCAUUCUAUAGAGAUCCUCAAAGAGCCACCACUAAAAUUUGGUAUGUUCCUCACAAGAAAUUCAAUUUCUUCCCUAAACGCGACGACGACGACAUUCUCACUGCUGCUGAAAAAUACAUGGAACAACAUGGUACUGAGGCGUUUGAGCGCAUGAUCGUUAGGAAGGAUAGUUAUGAAAGAGGAAGGAGUAGCAGAGGAACUAAUAAUUACAUGAUCUUUGAUGAUGAUUAUAGGUACUAAGUUUAUUACUAUACCAUGUUAUGGUCCGGUCUGUUCUUAAACCGGUUUAGCUACUUUCACUUCAUAAGCUUUGGUUAUGUGACUCUAUGGUUUUCAUAAUUUUCCAGGAUUAUGUAUAAGCUUUAUGUAAUAACAUGUUUUCGUAUUAAUAGAAUUCCAUGUUUAUU
Arabidopsis arenosa is the source of this 779-nucleotide messenger RNA. The record is from the annotation of a GenBank genome assembly. Lineage: Eukaryota; Viridiplantae; Streptophyta; Magnoliopsida; Brassicales; Brassicaceae.